Sabethes cyaneus is the source of this 8031-nucleotide messenger RNA. It is a transcript of the gene Blimp-1, whose product is annotated as PR domain zinc finger protein 1. Gene Ontology annotation, biological process: cell fate commitment; regulation of transcription by RNA polymerase II. Bases 1307 to 4453 code for a protein of 1048 amino acids. The transcript is spliced from 7 exons. The record is from RefSeq and is a predicted model, not a curated record. Lineage: Eukaryota; Metazoa; Arthropoda; Insecta; Diptera; Culicidae. Gene Ontology annotation, molecular function: histone deacetylase binding; RNA polymerase II cis-regulatory region sequence-specific DNA binding; DNA-binding transcription repressor activity, RNA polymerase II-specific. Gene Ontology annotation, cellular component: cytoplasm; nucleus.
CCUACGGAGGCUGUUCGCGUUUCAUUAUCAGAUUUUGGUUUGGUUCGAAUCCGUUUGCCGGAGAAUUCUGAGUGCCACGGCAGUGAGACUCGGACUCGGAGUCGAUCGCGAAGCUUUUGGGGUGAAACAUCAAACUUACAACGUGAGUCACCGGGAGAAUUACAUAAGCUGGAUCGGGUUGUGCUGCGACUUGUUGUUGCCACAUUCGAACAGUGACGGCACGCGAAGAAGAACAAAUCCCGAUCAGUGCUUUUCGUGAUAAACAAAGUGGCAGCGGUUGGAAAACUGGGCGCGCACUUCAAAAGGAAGUGCGGUUUGAUUGCAAAAAGAGUCAAAAUACAGUGAAACUCGAUCGGUAGAUCGAGUGAUUAAGUGAUAAUAUUUAAACUGGUGAUAUAAAUUAAGAUCGAAAGAUCCUGUUCGAGUGACCGUCGAGAGUAAUUGUGAGAAUUGUGCAAUCUACCAACGAAAGGGAUUUGAACGAGAAAGUGAGAAGGAAGAAACGAACCUGGCUAUUAGUCAAAACUGUCAACAACGACGCCUGCAAGCGAGGGGGCAUCAAUCAACGAACUGCAAACCAUCAUCGACGGGAGAUACGACGCAAUGCAUCGGUUGCGACAAUUGGAUGAAUGAUUUGAUCAAGUGCGCAAAAAGUGACUAAAGCUGUUGGUGAACAACAAAAACAGUGAAUUUGAUACUGAUUGACGAGGAAAACCACCGAGAAAACAAGUUAAACAGGAAUCAAGUGCUCCCGAGGGAUUAAUUGCCAAAGUGAGCGGGAUGGAUUGAGCGCUUGCAGUGGAGGAAAGAUAGAGAAAUCGGGAAUAAUUUGCGACUUUUGUGCUCCAGCUUUGGUGUAUCUUGUGUCUAUGUGGUCGGUGUUGGGUGUCUCGUUAGAGAACAGUGAUCCAGCGGGAACUUGUGUGUGACUUCGAGAGCCAGGCUGCUCAUCUCAACCAACAACAAAUGCGAAAUAUAAGAUAUCCGAUGUGAUUUGAAUAAGCUAGAACGCAAUUAUUCCGCCACGUUCCAGAGAUCGUUCCAGAACCGACAGCCGAACGUGUAUUGGCCAAAAAGCUGCGCUUGUGGGCGUGUGUCUGUACAGUUCAUGUGAUCGCGAAAAUUAGCAAUCCCUCCAGUUGAGGUGUCAGAAGCAUCAUAUUAUAGCCACCCUUCUUCACCAUGAGUACUCAAUUAACGAGCAUCUACUAGAUACACACCGCUGAAGGAUUACAACGAACAACGCUUCGUGAAGACACCCAAAACCAUCACCUAUGGGCCACAAGUGAAGAAAAAGGUAAUCACCAUGGCCGGAACGCAACCACCCCGGAGCGCGACGCCGAACGUCCAGCAGGACUACGACGUAACGCGUAUGCGAGAGGAAGACUUUGAACGGUUGGCCGUGUACAUCGUGCCGGAUGUGGCCUGCGAAAAGGGUGUCCCGAACCGGGCGGAAAAAACACUGCCCCGCAGUUUAACGCUCAAACCUUCGCUGGUGCUGUCGACUCCAACGACGACGACUGAAGGAGUAUGGAGCACGGGAGUUAUACCGCGCGGAACCCGUUUCGGCCCCUUCGAGGGUGUCCGGACACCGAGCCAUCCCAGUGAUAAGCAGCUGUGGCGGUAUUUUUGGAGGGUGCAAGAGCUGCGACAUGUUUCCUACGGGAAUAUCAAGAUCUUCAAAGACAGUGACUUCUACUACCUUGACGGUUCGGACCCAGCGCAGUCCAAUUGGAUGCGAUAUGUCGCCUCGGCGUAUAGCUUUUCCGUCAUGAACCUGGUUGCUUGCCAGCACCAGGAGCACAUCUACUUCUACACGAUCCGGGAUAUUAUGCCCAAUGAGGAACUGAUGGUGUGGUACUGUCGGGACUUUGCCAAACGGCUCGGUUACGACAUCGACCCGGAGCGAGCGACCUACUCAAUCUGUCGCGAGGAAACGCUGAAGAAAACGUAUGCGACCAUUACGAAGGCACCGGUUCCACCGGAGGUGGCUUACAAUCAUGUCAAGCACGUGAUGGGGUUGUAUCUGCCGGCGAUUCGAACCGCACCAACGCCAAGUCCGUCUCCGCCGGCUGCCACCUCCACGACGGCAGUGACUGCCACCGUCGUGGUUCCACCCUCUAAACAUCAGGUUCAUCAGACGGUACUUCGUGAGGCUCGAACCACAACCGAAGGGCAUGACCGAUCACCGAUCAGGGUCGUCAUUCGCGAGCAAAGCCCACCGAUGCGAGCAAUUAUUAAGGAACCGGACGCGGAUUCGCCAAUCUCGCACACCGGGAAGGAAGCUCACUAUGAACACCAACUGACACCAAACGAUGGCUCUGUCAGGUCCGAUGAAGGAUACCACAGCAAUGGUUAUCAUGAGGAUGGAUUCACGCCUCCCGAGGACUCCAGCGAUAGCGAAAGUGAACACAACUAUGUGCUGGAUUGCUCGAAAAGGGCAAUUGAGCCAAAAGAAGCGUGCGUAAAAUUGGAGAUUUGUGAUAAGAAUGAAUACCGAAAGGUAAAGAUGAAAAUGCCAUUGAAGUAUGAGUUUAAAAAUAAUAAGAACUUCAAGCAUCCCGGAGCAAAAGGGGACACGGCUGAAGAAGAGGAAAUUGUUGCUUCUAGGGAGGUAAAACCGGCCACCAGUACGGUGAUUGUGCUGGAAACAGUUCCGGAGACAGUCGUACCGCUGACUAAAGCCUAUUACGAACCGGAGACCACGAAUUCCUCUGCGACUUUUAUUCGAUAUACUCCACCAAGUUCCAGUAUUCUGGAAACGAUACUCACCGGCAGUCGACCAUCGGUGGAUGAUCCUCACCGGAGACAACCAAACGCUACACCUCCUCCUACUUCACCAACCGAGAUGGCGUACUCGUACAAAAAAUCUCAACGAUACGGAACGGCUUGUAGUCCCGAUUCCAGCUCGCAAACUCCGAUGGAGCCUGGAGAGAAUGGUUCGCAGCUACUGCAGGAGUCCAAGAUUAUCAGCAUUGAUCACCGAGAGUCACAAUCACCAACAAUCAUUUACAGUUCUACUCAUCGACCGCAACAAUCACACUCGCCCGGUUUGUACGAUCCCGCAGCUCACGGUUACGCCAUCUACCCAUCACCGAACGGAACCGUCAUUAACAGCGCUUCCAGUUCGACAUAUUCGCCACCACUUAAUGGCGGCCACUACGAGAGACUGACAACGCACACAAUCCAAUCCCCGAGUGGCUUCGUGCAGCUCCAAGCUAAAGGGCAGCUGCCUCUGAACCACCCGCUGAUGCAACCUCUCCCGCCACUCACACACAUGUCACCUGGCCAUGCUUCUCCGCCCAGUAGCCUCAGUCCCGACGGAGGCUCCUACUCUCGCAGUGGUAGUCCAAUGAGUCCCGGCAGUCCAGGCUCGCGUGGCUACCGGAGUUUACCGUAUCCGCUGCGAAAGCGGGACGGCAAAAUGCACUACGAGUGCAACGUCUGCAGUAAAACCUUCGGUCAGCUUUCCAAUCUCAAGGUCCAUCUACGGACGCACUCGGGCGAACGGCCUUUCAAGUGCAAUGUCUGUACCAAAUCGUUCACCCAGCUUGCCCACCUGCAAAAACACCAUCUUGUACACACCGGGGAAAAACCACACCAAUGUGAUAUCUGCAAGAAGCGAUUCUCGUCUACUUCCAAUCUGAAGACGCAUCUGAGGCUACACAGCGGCCAGAAGCCGUACGCGUGCGAUUUGUGCCCGCAAAAGUUUACCCAAUUUGUGCAUUUGAAGUUGCAUAAGCGGCUUCACACCAACGAUCGACCGUACGUGUGCCAAGGUUGCGACAAAAAAUACAUCAGCGCUUCCGGUCUGCGGACGCACUGGAAAACGACGAGCUGCAAGCCAAAUAACCUGGAGGAAGAGCUAGCGCUGGCCGCUGCUGCCACCUCCGAGUGCAUGGACAAAGAUCAACAGGAGAAUGAGCCCAGAGAGUACUAUGAAAUGCAACAAAUGAAUCAUCCUGCAACCAUUGGAUCGCCUCAGCUUCGACACGUUCCCGAUCACGGUUCCCCUAACCAUCUGCUUAGCCUGCCUCCGCAGUCCCAUCAUUCGGGACACCUCUUCCAAGGUCACCCAGGUGGACCGGAUGCGGUAAUCCAGAAAGUAGGCAAAAUUCAGCACUCGUCAACGAUUAGCAGUAGUAACAACAACAAUAACAACAACAAUCCCAACAUCGUUAACGGAAACAUCAUCAAUGGCAGCAGCCAGAUGCAUUACCUGGGAAGUCCAAUGAUACCGCAAGGACCACCUCCACCUCCUCCACCGCAGCAAGUGCUUCACCACGUGCAACCUUCACAGUCCGUCAACACUGGCAGCACUGCUUUGGCCGCCAGCAGUGCCACCGCCACCGUCACCAACAGUACCAACAGCACCGUCGUCAGUGCCGACGGCCCUACCAGCCGGCCCAGCGUGAUCGAAUCCAGUCAACCGAUGAUCAUCGAGUGUACGUAGCUCCAGGUUAUGGGCCCGGGACCUCCACCGAACCGGCGCCAGGAUAGUGUGAUCCGCGUGGUCGGAUGAACAACGGAACCAGUUGAAUAAACCUAUUGGCAAGCAAAUGAUCUUUUUUGCGCGUAAGAUUUAAGGAUUGAACUGUGAAUACUACUUUUAAGGCUACUCUCCCCGCAACAGCAAGCAGCAAAAAAAAUCUCCCCCUUUCCUCCACAGGAACACAUACACACACAUACACAUCUAGCAGCUAAGAGAAGCAUAAAUUUAUAUAUUUAUUUUUUACUUAUUAUCAAAGCCGAAGCAAAUCAAUAAGAAAGCAAGAAGCAUAUUGUUAAGUGUUCUUAAGAUUUACUAAUUAUGGCGUGAGGACUAACGCCGAGCAGGAUGGGGAAUAGCGGGGGGGAAGAUACUGAAGUUUGUCAUUUUUCUUCAAUCGGGCAAAAAAACUUUCAUUCAUGGAGAGUAGGUACAGCGGAUGGAUGCGAAAUACACUUUGCGAAUGCCAGUCCUGUAAAUAUAGUACGAUAAGUCCAACGGCAUAGAGCGAACUUGAGCACCGUCCCGACGCUGUCAUAUCAUCAUCAUCAUCAUCAUCAUCAUCAUCAUCAUCAUUACAUCAUUAUUGUUAGUAGCAUAAUCAUCUUCAUCGCCCCAGUUUUAGCGAGUAUUUGUGAUUGUUCCAAAAUUGUAGUAACUAUUUUGUUUGUUUAAUGAUAGAGAAACAUUGGCUGAUGUAUAGUUGAAGUUUGGUUUUCCUGUUUUGAAAUGCCUAGUGGUUAUUGCGUAUGAUGUGUAUUGUAAGUAGAAUGCGGUAACUAAGAGGUAAAGACGAAUGGAGAAAAGAAGAACAGAGAAAUAAAAAGGAGAAGGAGAAACAGAAGAAUGAUACUAAUUCGUACGACCAACAGACUGAUAUUUUUUCCUUAUUAACUGUAAUCAAAUCAUCAAUUGUGUAUAGUGAAAAACGAAAAGAUUUGGCAAUAAGUUUCCAAAAAAGUUGGUUUAGUAGUUUAUUUUUUGUUUUAAUUAGUUGUUAGUUGUAGCAAUUGCUCACCACAGGAUGUAGGGUUGUGGAAUGGUUGGAUGGCGAUGGGCAGAAUUGAUUUUAGAGAUGGGGGCAAAUCUUCGAAAAUUUUAGUAUUUAAAAUUCAAUUCGUUUCACGCCUUUUUAUUGCAGUUUAACUAAAACCAAUGCGACAGUUUUCGUCUUGAAAAACUCUACCCCUUGAAAGGAAACUUUAUUAUAAAUAUAUUUCUGUUUAUUCUUGUGAAAUUGGAAUACGAGGCGGUGUCACUAAUCCUGUGGGUCCAUGUAAGAAGAUAAAUUGUAUCAAAAAACAUUUUUCAGUGAGAACAAAAUUCCUAAUUUAUUUUUGGUGUAGCUUAAAAGCGACUUUAUUAAAUAAUCUAUGCGGAUGUUUCACAAAGCCGUUCAACUAUUUCAUCGCUUUCCCUGUCGCCAGUCAGCCAUCCACAGCCCGAAGUUUUUAGGAAACUUUCCCAGAAGGCUGUCCAUAUUGAAAGCGUUAAUACGAUAGAUACGAACCUACUAGCUUAAUCUAAUCGAAGAAAGGAUGUAGAACACAAAGUAAGCAAGCAAAUUGCAGCGGAGAGAAAAAUGACGAAUUUCCACGCCCGUGUUCUCGUCUAGCUGUGUCCCUGUUUUGGUGACAAGAACCGGGUCAUGUACAUUUUUUGCAAAACAAAAUCUACAAGUACUGCUAAUAAAUAGUACUUUAAUAAUAAAUUUAAAGCAAGUAAUAAGAAAAAUUAAAAAAAAAACAAUAAAAUUGAGCAAAAAACUGAAUAACAUAAAUUACGAUAACCUACAGUUAGCUGAAGAUCGGUGCUUUUUUCCAGAAACAAGGGAAGAACUUGAAAAAUCUACAUUAUUUGCAGGUUUUUCGAACACAAGUUUAACUCUUAAUCUCAGAUUUAAGGAUUACCCAGUACAUUUAAAAGAAACAAAAAAAAACACAUUGUAUUAAGAUUAACAAAGUGAACAAAGGAAACACUAAAUGAUAUUUUUAAUAAUCUCGGUUAAGGCCGAAUCAAUAGCGGUUAGCGUCGAAAGCGAACACACUUUGAAGGAACAAUUUACGGUGGCCAAAAAACAAUGCAGAACUGACACAGUGUAGAAGACACAGUACUAAACAAUCUAACCAGUUUAAAUUUUAACACGCAAGCGAUAGGUAGACUGCUUUCCCCCCAAAUUCUACGGAUCAGAAUCAGAAUAGAACUAUAGAAUAACCUCUACCGAAAGUUUUGUACUAUCAGGCAGCUUAUACCUAAUCCAAAAAGCAACAAGGAAAAAAUAGAAGCUAGAAAUCAGCGACAAAAAUAGCGCAAAUAAUCACCCAGUUCUUGAGAACUAGCAACAACCUAACUAAGUCUAGCAAGCAGCGCGCGGAUUAAGUGGCAGUGUGUGCAGAAUAGAUGCAACAUCUUAAACUGUUGUUUAUCGCCCGAAAAUUGCAAAAGCCAACCCACCGUUUUAGUUGAAUCCCGUCCCAUUUUAAUGCCUCCCCGCCCGAACGAACUGCACGCUACCCCCUACCCCCUAUCAACUACACGCACCUGAAGUUUUGUGAGGCUGAUGUUUGUUAAAUUCUUAUUAGUUUUGUUUGCAUGUUGUAAAUUAACGAGCAGAAAACGGAAAACAAAAACAUGUGUACUGUGUACAUUGGAGCGAUGAAGAAACUGUAAUAAAUAAGAUUUUUCUAUCAAAACAAAGUGAAAAUGUAUCAAAAAUCUUUUAUUUAAUAAAACAAUAACAAUGAAAAAAAUCAUAAGAUAACCGAGUUUCAAGUAGCGUUUGGAUAAAAUGUUAAUCAUUUUGUACGUUUCUAUGCGAGUUGUUUGUUGCUGGCUACUUGCUUAAGGAUGACUGAUUCCCAUGAAAACAAAAAUGCUUUGCAAUUCACUUUUGUAGAGGCGUUCUCUUUCUCAUGUCAACAAGAUGGAAAAAUCGGCAGAUGUAUUAGAGACAAAACUAAACACUGGCGAAAAAACUAAUCCUUGUGAAAAGAGGAACAUUGACUGAUUAAUUAUAGAGGAAAUUUGAACAGACCAAGCUCUGAUUAUAGUUUUUAAAACCCACAUAGGUACUUUGACAGUGCAAGCAAGUUUUCGUUCGCUUCUUUAGUAAUUUUUUCAUCGAAAUCAACUUUCUAAUAAUGAUUUUACCAUCAGGUGAAAAAUGUUCAUUAAGCAAUCGAGAAAAAGGCUAAUUUGGCAGCCUUCACGUCCUGAGACCAUCGGAACGGAACGGAAACCCGUAACCGGACAGGAAAACCAAUGCAACCGCAAUUGUACAGACCAAAUUAUUUUUAUCACACAAAAUUGAAUGGAGGCGAAGUUAAACAUUGCAACCAGCAAUGGUCGCUAAACACACACACACACAUUACAUACAGACACAGACACACCUACAAGUAAUGUUAACUUCACACUUGGAAGGCAUCAUUAGUGCGUAGGAACCAAAACAGUACUGAAUUUGUAAAAAAUUAAUUUAAAAACGAUUAUAAGGCAAAUAAUCUUCAAGGUAACAGUUUAAAAAACAAAGUACGAUAAUAACUACU